Protobothrops mucrosquamatus (brown spotted pit viper) is the source of this 1716-nucleotide messenger RNA. RefSeq names its product netrin-1. The transcript is spliced from 7 exons. Bases 1 to 1716 code for a protein of 571 amino acids. The record is from RefSeq and is a predicted model, not a curated record. Lineage: Eukaryota; Metazoa; Chordata; Lepidosauria; Squamata; Viperidae. Gene Ontology annotation, molecular function: protein binding.
AUGGAAGCUGCACUAUUAGUUUUCCUUCCGUUCCUUCUGGGCCAAACUCCCGACCCUCAUGACCCUUGCUACAAUGCCAACCAGCGCCCACAAUACUGCCUGCCUGAGCUGUCCGAACUGGCAUCGGGCCGUCAGGUGGAAGCCUCCAGUACAUGCAGCAGUCCUCCUGGGCGAUUCUGCACCUUUCGUGAUUCAACCAACCCAACCUCCAAAUUCUGCCAAGGUUGCCAAGAACAUACCCACCAGUCAGAGCAGCUCACAGACAGUGACGGGGAUACGACGUGUUGGUGGUCUCAGCCAAUAGCCAAUGCCACGCUUACUUUGGCUUUAGGCCGGCAAAUGGAAAUCCUUUACGUGGCUCUGCGGUUCUGCUCCCCACGACCAGAAUCUUUGGCCAUUUACAAGUCUAUGGACUAUGGUCGCAGUUGGAUGCCUUUUCAGUUCUAUUCCAGCCACUGCUGGCGGCGUUACCAUCUGCCCCCAACCACCACCAUUGUGAAAAGCAUGGAGCAUGAAGCAGUUUGUAUCGAGGCUCAAACAGCACUCAAGCCCCUCACCGGAGGGCUGGUGGCCUUCAUGCCUCUUGCAGGCCGCCCUUCAUCCCAGCGGUUCGAGUAUAGUCCUGUCCUCCAGGACUGGGUAACCGCUACUGACCUCCGCAUGUCCUUUGACCACAUGCACUCAGCCCGGACUCUGGGGUUGCGCAGGAAAGAGGCUUCCUAUGGAGUAGCUGAGCUGCAGGUUGGAGGCAGAUGUAAAUGCAAUGGACAUGCCUCGCGGUGCACAGCUGGGAAAGAUGGAGGGGUACCUCAGUGUGAUUGUCGGCACAACACAGCCGGCCCUGAAUGUGACAUCUGCAAAACGUUCUACUGGGAUAGGCCCUGGCUAAGGGCAACCCCCAAAGAUGCUCAUGAAUGUGUGGCCUGCAACUGCCACCGCCAUUCCCAUCGCUGCCGCUUCAGCAUGGAGCUUUUCGAACUUUCAGGGCGCCAGAGUGGGGGGAUCUGCUUGAACUGUCGCCACCACACAGCCGGGCGCCACUGUCAGUAUUGCUCACCAGGCUUUAAGCGUGACCUCAGCCACCCCAUCACCAGCCACAGAGCCUGCAAAGCUUGCCAGUGUCAUCCUAUUGGGGCAACUGGGGCCAUUUGCAACCAGACCACUGGACAGUGCCAGUGCAAGAACGGAGUCACCGGCCUGACCUGCAAUCGAUGUGCCCAGGGUUUCCAGCAAAGCCGCAGCGCUCACAUACCCUGCAUUCGAAUCCAGGAGGAGAUGACAACUACAGUUAUCCCACCUCAGGAAUGGAAAGCAGGUACCGAAUGUCAGAGCCAUUGCACACCACCACAAAGACAUGUCCACAUGAACUUGAGGAACUAUUGCAAGAAGGAUUACGUUCUCCAGGCCCAGCUGUUGGCCUUAGAGAAGUCUGGAACAUGGUGGCAAUUUACAGCCUCAGUCCUCACUGUCUACCGCCAGCGUCGCGUGCCUAUUCGUCGGGGAGAGCAGCCACUCUGGGUACCAGAACAAGAUUUGGCCUGCCGGUGCCUCCACCUCCAAGUGGGCAAAUUUUACCUUAUCAUCGGCAACGAUGCCGAGUCACCUGACCCUGCCCGGCUAAUCCUUGACAAAAACAGCCUUGCUCUGCUCUGGAGGGAUGCUUGGGCACAUAAACUGCGAAGUUUCCAGCAACAAAGCAAGCAUGGAAAAUGCUGA